Messenger RNA from Colletotrichum spaethianum, 609 nucleotides. Its product is annotated as damage response protein 1. The record is from RefSeq and is a predicted model, not a curated record. The transcript has a single exon. Lineage: Eukaryota; Fungi; Ascomycota; Sordariomycetes; Glomerellales; Glomerellaceae. Gene Ontology annotation, cellular component: membrane; endomembrane system. Bases 1 to 609 code for a protein of 202 amino acids.
AUGGACUACGUCGACAAGCGACUGCAGGAGCAAGUCGUGAAGCAGCAAGACGCACAAAGGCAAGACAACCACCCUCCCUCUCCCUGCCCACGUCCGAAGCAUCCCUGGGUUUCAAUCAAUGACAAGCCGCUAACCCUUCCCCCCAGAAGCGAUGCGUUCUUCACUCCCCUGAACAUUCUCUUCCUCCUCAUCAUCGGCUACACAAUCUACGUCCUCCUCCGCCCGACCCCGCCCCCGAUACUCCCGAAAGAGCCGCCCGCGAUCGUCUUCCGCACCUUCACCCCGCGCACCCUGCUGCCCUUCACCGGCGAGAACAACAAACCCGUGUACGUGGCGGUGCGCGGCCGCGUCUUCGACGUCACGGCGGGCAGCAACUUCUACGGUCCCGGCGGCCCGUACUCCAACUUUGCCGGCCGGGACGCCACGCGCGGUCUGGCGUGCGGCAGCUUCGACGAGGACAUGCUGACGGAGGACCUGGACGGCCCGCUGGACACGCUGGAGGGCCUGGGACCCGACGAGGAGGAGGCUCUGCGGGGCUGGGAGGAGACGUUCGAGAACAAGUAUCUCAUUGUCGGCAGGCUUGUUCCUGUGGGCGAAGAGGGCAAGUGA